Schizosaccharomyces octosporus yFS286 is the source of this 3501-nucleotide messenger RNA. RefSeq names its product mediator complex subunit Srb9. The coding region runs from base 1 to 3501 and encodes 1166 amino acids. Gene Ontology annotation, biological process: regulation of transcription by RNA polymerase II. The record is from RefSeq and is a predicted model, not a curated record. The transcript is spliced from 2 exons. Gene Ontology annotation, cellular component: mediator complex. Lineage: Eukaryota; Fungi; Ascomycota; Schizosaccharomycetes; Schizosaccharomycetales; Schizosaccharomycetaceae. Gene Ontology annotation, molecular function: transcription coregulator activity.
AUGCAGCAGGAUGAGGUUGAAUUAUUAAACUUCUCCUCAAUUCCCUGCCCUGAAACCAUUUUUUACGCCAAGUAUGAAAUACAAAACUAUGAGAGCGAAACGGUCUUACAGGACCUUUACGAGUUUGAGACAUUCUUAAAAAACAAAAACCAAAUAUGUUGCGUUUUAAAUGGCUCUCUCUAUUUGUAUGCGUUUGAUUCCAUCCCACUUCUACCUGAGUCGCGGCCUUCUGUGCUUGUUUUGGAUAAUUCUGGAAGUCUUAGUCGUUCAUUAUUUCAGCGUGAAAUCAAUCCAGUUAAUUAUUUGAUACAGCUUAACUUUGUCCGAGCUUUAAGGCGUUUAAACGUGUAUCAUCUUUGUAAAGAAUAUGGGUUUCUCUCUCUCAAGGAGUCUCUGGUCCCAAUAAGGACUGCCUCAACAUACUUUUUAGAGGGCUUGGAUGUUUGUGAAUGUCCUCUUCUUGAUUUACAUAUUGGUUUUCUGAAAGACGGCUCUAUGGAGUUUUCAUUUCAACCAACGGGGUUGUCACUAUAUUGCUUAUCAAAUAUAAAAAAUUUAGAAGAUUAUCUAUUACAGGAUGUUGUUUUGUUGCCAUUUGGAUGUAAAGCAAAAUUAGUCUCUUUACAUUCACCUUCCUCUACGUCAACAAUUGAAACUUUACGAAAUCGCUAUGGCUAUUCUCAACUUUUGACAAAGAAAUGGGUUGGUAUUCAAGUUGAAUUUUUAGACUACGCGUUUUCGUGGCCGCUGAACCUUUGUUUCCUGGAAAAACCCCUAUUUUCCUCGCAUUCCCUAAAUGAUUUCGACAAGUACUUUUCGACUGAAGCAUACUCUUUUCCUUUUAAUGCAUCAAAAGACAUGCUAUCAAAAGAUCAGAGUAAAAACGACUUUUUUUCAACCUCGGAAAACGUGGAUCAGAUUGCUUCAACUUGUGCUCCUUUGAAGCCAGGGCUGCCAAAUCCGUUGACUAUACCUUCUAGUCCCCGAUUGCCUAUACAAGAAAUACACGAUCCCUUUUCAUUAGCGGAAAAUGGUGCGGAAGAUAUUGAUCGAGGAAAUGAUUUACUCAUGGAAGAUAUCGAAGAUAUUGAGGACGUUGGAGUCACCGAAGCUGAUUUUGAUUAUUUUGAUUUACCUACCCAUCAUAUAAAUCCGUACUCUGAAAAUGUAAAAGAAAUAGAGCUGAGGUCUGAGAAUUUAAGUCAAGUUGGUUUGGAAAACCCUGUAAAAGAUACGCAAGCCGACCAUCACCAAUUGCCUUUAUCACCGAACACUUUCAGUCAAAAAGAAUGCAGUAUACCUGUGAAAAAUUCAUCCAAAAGCUCUUUAGAGCCUGUAUCUCCAAAAAACUCCCUCAAAUUCUCUGGUAUUGAUGAUUCACCUUUUGAGAAUCAUCAUGAUGAAGUUGUCCCACCGUUAUACAAUGCAGUUCCACUCCCCUCCUCCUCAGUCAAUAUUGCGAAAAAAUACUCAAUUGGUGGAAAAUAUUGGUGUCCUUCUGAUUUACUCUCUCGAUCUAAUAGUCAAGGAUCAAUAACAAACUCUGUCAGCAGUGUUGAGGAUGAAAAGAAUUCGCAUGAAGAAUUUCGGGAGACAAUUGAAUGCCAAUCUAAUUCUAUGGAGAACUCUAUUGAAAGAAAAGUUCCCUUUCCAUCGCUUGAAACUAAAAGUGCAGAGUUUUUUACUUUUUCUUCAGUUGGUAACAAUCCAAAUGUUACUAAAGUAAGCGAUUCUUUUAAGCCUUUAUUUGAGGAUUACAAUUUAAAGCACCUCAAAACGGUUAAAGACGAAGAUUUAUUAGAGAUUAUUUUGAGUCAGCCAUUCUAUUAUUAUUUAUUACCUUUCUGGAGAAACCAAAAAUCCGAGUAUAAUUGCAGUAGUGAUUCACAUGAUUAUCUCUACAUUCAGGAUGCAACUAAAUUAUUUUUCGAAGGCUUAUUUUCAGGACAAGGUGAAAGUAUCUCCUUAAAAUCUUGCGUUUCUUGGGAAACAGAGAUGAACAGGAAUGGUACCCAAACCGUUGAUAUGGCUAAUACAUAUAUAACGAAUGAGAAUCAACCAGGUGUAAUACUAAAAUAUAAUAAUCAAAAGCUGACGGUCGAUUUUAGUGCCACUAAACAUUGGUUAUCUUUGAACCUUCAGCCGCUCAAUGAAAGAAGAAACUACACAGUUUUACUUUUUACCCAUGAAGCUCCAACAUCGGUCGCCGUGGUCAAAUCUGUUUUCGAUGAUAUUCGUUAUGCUUAUGCAAAUAGUUAUUUUGGUAAGCUUGAGCUUAAGAACCUAGUAACCUUUGAUAAAGACGGGAUAAUUGAUUAUGAUUCAACAUUUUCGAUGGUGUUCUGUGAAUCUGGCAACCAUGUUAAUGAAGAAAAAAAUAAAAAUAUAUCAGAUCUGGUUAAGGAAUGUGCCAAUGUUUAUCCGAAUGGUAAUCUUCUAUUUUUAUUCUUUGUUGAUGAUUCCGCUCGUUCGUUCUUUUCAAUAUGUCAGUUCUAUAAUCUGUUUAAUGAAGCUUUAUCUAAUGAAACUAAAGAAGAAAUUUUGUUCAAUGAGAAAUUUUCUUUGAAAAUAAUACCUUCCACUGUCGUUUGCGCUAUUGGUCAACCUCUUUCAAUGAAGGAUUUAUCUCCUAUAACUAUUGCUUUGGACAUAUACAAUACUUCACCGAUGAAGAAUCUUUCUUUUAAGACUAAAUUCCGUUCUUAUGUUGUUGAAAAACCUAUCGAUACUUUACUGCAUUAUAGAUUGGCUAAUACAUGUUCUGCCAAUGCCUUGUUCAAUGAGUACACUUUACAUAUGACUUAUGCCAUCGUGCUUAAUAAGUACGUAUUAUGCAGCUGGACUGAUACUUAUGGUGAAAUCGAACAUUUCGAAUGGUUUGUGUUAUAUCAGACAGAUCAACUGGUAGACGUAUUUCAAAAAAUAUGGACGACCACCAAUGAUAUUAUGAAAAAGGGAUCUUUUACUUGGUAUUUGAGUAUAAUAAAAGUUGGAAGUCUAUCCUUAGAGGAAUUAAAUGCUUGGAAACAAGUGGCAGAGACUCAAGGGUGUAUGAGUAAUUCGAAGUUUAAUAUCGGCGAUUGCUUGAUUUAUGAAAAUUCCAAAUCCUGUGUAAAUUUUUUUUCUAAUAUUCCUUUCAGAAAAUGCAACAAUUCCUAUAACUUGUUGCAAGCCCCUGAAAACAUCGAGAUUGCAGGUAUAGUGAGAGAAGCAGCCACUUCUUUCCCCAACUAUAACGUCUCGAAUAUUAUUCCUUGCCUUGCUUAUGGAUUACUCGGACAUACUAAACGUGGUUUCAUUAAGCCAGUUGCCAAAAUACAAUUGUUUCACCUUAAGCAGAAUGAACCGACUUUAGUUUUGCGUAAGUUAUUAAAAGAAUACAUAUUCAUGUCUUUCUCUUCUAUAAGAAAUCAUUAUUCAUCGGUUCCGAUUCCCCAUAAUAUAUCGGCUGUCCUGUAUCAAGGACAAUUACUUGAAUACUUGAGAGGGGGAAAUCGUUGA